This is a messenger RNA of Jaculus jaculus (lesser Egyptian jerboa), 3381 nucleotides long. It is a transcript of the gene Tmc3, whose product is annotated as transmembrane channel like 3. Gene Ontology annotation, cellular component: plasma membrane. The transcript is spliced from 22 exons. The record is from RefSeq and is a predicted model, not a curated record. The coding region runs from base 1 to 3381 and encodes 1126 amino acids. Gene Ontology annotation, molecular function: mechanosensitive monoatomic ion channel activity. Lineage: Eukaryota; Metazoa; Chordata; Mammalia; Rodentia; Dipodidae.
AUGAAACCCUCAAAGGCAUCCCAGCGCUACAGAGGCAUCCGGAGAAACACUAGCCAGCACUGCUUCUAUCAGGACUCGCUGCUGCUCGGUAACUCGGAUGACAGCUUUAAUGAAACGGGGGAGAGCAGUGAUCCGGAACAAAUCUUCCAGAAUAUACAGUUCCAGAAAGAUCUCAUGGCAAAUAUUCGCUGUAGACCCUGGACCAUGAGACAGAAGCUGAGGGCACUGAGACGGGCAAAGGAGAUUGUGCUGAAGUUUGAAGGGAGGCUGACCAGGACUCGAGGCUACCAAGCAGCAGGGGCAGAGCUUUGGCGGAAAUUCGCCCGUCUGGCCUGUAACUUUAUGGUCAUCUUCAUCCCCUGGGAAAUGAGGAUAAAGAAAAUCGAGAGCCAUUUUGGAUCAGGUGUGGCCUCCUACUUCAUAUUCUUGAGAUGGUUGUUUGGGAUUAACAUUGUGCUCACGGCCAUGACAGGUGCUUUCAUUGUCAUCCCAGAGCUGAUUGCAGGCCAGCCCUUCGGAAGCACUGCCAGCAAGACCAUCCCCCAGGAGCAAGUCAUGUCUGCCCAAGAUCUGGACACGGUCUGGUCCCUUGGCGGCUACCUCCAGUACUCAGUCCUGUUCUAUGGCUACUACGGCAGAGAGAGGCGCAUCGGGAGAGCUGGCUACCGCCUGCCCUUGGCCUAUUUCCUGGUGGGGAUGGCAGUGUUCGCUUACAGUUUCAUCAUCCUCUUAAAAAAGAUGGCUAAGAACUCCCGCACCAGCCUUGCCAGCGCUUCCAAUGAAAACUACACCUUCUGCUGGCGGGUGUUUUGUGCCUGGGAUUACCUCAUUGGAAACUCAGAGGCUGCAGAGAGCAAAACCGCCGCCAUCGUGAACAGCAUCAGGGAAGCUAUACUGGAAGAGCAAGAAAAGAAGAAAAGCAAAAACAUGGCCGUGACCGUCUGUCUGAGGAUCAUUGCCAACAUCCUGGUGCUUCUCUCUCUGGCCGGGAGCAUCUACCUCAUCUACUUUGUGGUGGACCGGUCCCAGAAGCUGGAGCAGUCAAAGAAGGAGCUGACACUGUGGGAAAAGAAUGAGGUAAGCGUGGUGGUCUCCCUCGUGACAAUGUUAGCACCAUCUGCCUUUGACCUCAUCGCUGCCUUGGAGAUGUACCACCCCCGGACCACACUGCGCUUCCAGCUGGCAAGGGUCCUUGUGUUAUAUCUUGGAAAUCUCUACAGCCUGAUCAUUGCUCUCCUGGACAAAGUGAAUGGCAUGAACAUUGAGGAAGCUGCUGGCAAAAAUAUCACAAGUCAUUUGGUAGAUUCUACUACCUUCUUUGUCCCCAGCACAGCUCCUGAAGAAGGUCAAUGGUCCACACCUGGGUCUGGAGUAAGGCUCAACAGGAACAGCACAUGGGACUUGGAGGAGACAAGCUUUCUGAUUUCCACCAUGCCACCCACAAAGGCCAACAAGACUGCGCUCUAUACUCAGAGUCCCCAAGGCCAGUGUUGGGAGACAUAUGUCGGCCAGGAGAUGCUGAAGCUGUCCAUCAUUGACAUGCUCUUCACGGUGGCCAGCGUCCUGCUCAUGGACUUCUUCAGAGGACUUUUUGUUCGCUACCUAAGUGACUACUGGUGUUGGGACCUGGAAAGCAAGUUUCCUGAAUAUGGGGAGUUCAAAAUCGCUGAGAAUGUGCUGCACUUAGUCUACAAUCAGGGCAUGAUUUGGAUGGGGGCCUUCUUCUCCCCAUGUCUCCCAGCUUUCAAUGUCCUCAAGCUCAUUGGGCUGAUGUACCUGAGGAGCUGGGCAGUGCUGACCUGCAACGUGCCCCACCAGCAAGUGUUUCGAGCUUCCAGAUCCAACAACUUCUACCUGGCGAUGCUUCUGUUCAUGCUGUUCCUCUGCAUGCUGCCCACCAUCUUCGCCAUCGUCCACUACAAGCCAUCUCUGAACUGCGGGCCAUUCAGUGGACAAGAGAAAAUGUAUGACAUCGUAUCAGAGACGAUAGAGAACGACUUCCCUGCGUGGUUUCACUCUGUGGUCGGGCACAUCAGCAGCCCUGUGGUCAUCCUGCCAGCUGUGCUACUUCUGUUCAUGCUCAUCUACUACCUGCAAAGCAUUGCGCGCUCACUGAAGCUGAGCAACCAGCAGCUCAGGAUGCAAAUCCAAAACGCAAGAUCUGAAGAUAAGAAAAAGGUCGCCCAAAUGGUAGAGGACAUUCAAGUUAUCAGCCACAGCCAAUCUGAGUGUGUCACCUGCUCUCAGGUCACCUUCUCACAAGCCCUGCCUCUGCCUGCAGCUCGAAUCCAGACCCAAGAGGGAAGCACCAAAAGGCUUCGAAAGGACAGUGACCUCACUAGCCAGCUGUCGUCAGUGCGCACAGCAACGCUGCAGAACCUCGGCAGCGCGGCCAGCCUGGACUCCCUAAGCAGCAAGAGUGUGAAGGUGGAGACAGCCGUGCCGUCUCUGCCCCAGAGCCCUGGGCACAGGUCCAGGCGUCUCUGUUCUCCCCUUCCUGGUGAAUCCAGAUCAAAGCCACAGCAGGACAUGACCAGGUAUCGACACGGUCCAUGUGCCAGCACUGGUGACCUUCGCAAGAACAGAUUGUACACCCCAGUGAGGCUGACACAGCCAAUGGAGGAUGUUCUCUCAGAGCCUCUUUUCCGAAAAGACUUUCAGACCACCGGUCCUCUUCUCCAAGGACCUAAGGUCUCCACCCCAGUAGCGCGAGGCCAUAGGCCCUGCGCCCCCAGGUACUAUGUCAUUCAAGAGCGCCACUCUCGCAAAAAACCCCACCCAACUUUCUGGCCAGAAAGACACUUCAAGAUAGAUGCUUCAGGUGACAUUGUGGAGAUGUACCCCAGGAAUGUGGGGCAAUACACAUUCCAGGUCCCCCACCAGCCUUGCUCUCCACCACUGAGUGAAGAAGAGGAGGAGAUGCUGAGGAGAGAUUUUGUCCAGUGGUCAGUGUCCCCUCAUUCCCUGACAAACCUUCCUCAGACUCCUCAUUUUUACAUUGGUGACAGGUCAGAAAGUGAGACCCGUGACCCUGAGCACCAGCGGAGGAUGUACUACAGGUCUGAAGAUGAUGGUUUCGAGGGCCAUCUUGACGGGCCCAUUUUUAUACACAAAAAGUCACGCUCCCGGAAUGUCCGAUAUUCCCAACAUCCACUGAAGACCAGAAUCGAGGCCAAGCUGGAGCCAUCCUUCACUGAGUCUGACUCUGUGUCAGUGGCAUCCAGCAGUGACCAGCAGAACAGCAGUGCUGACCAGUAUCUACAAGUCAAGCCCAGCCAGGGCAGGUUCCCAAGAUCAGCGGGCCAGCCAGGCAGGAGGAAGGCCAAGUCCGGGCAGACACUGCCCACGGAGCUGAACAAUCUGAUUUGUUCAAAUGUCUAG